AUGGCAGGUGAGGACCACCCCUGGCAGGGUAGCAUCCUUUACAAUCUGCUUAUGAGCGCGAAGCAGAAGGAAGCGGCUACCGAGGCGUCCCAGAAGCGGCAGGAAACUCCCUGCUGGGGCUGCGCCUGUGGCGCUCAGUCCGUCGUAGGCAGGGAGGGAUCGCCCGGCGGGCAAGCCAUGGCACUCCUGUACCGCUGCUGCUUUUGCGGGGAGAACCACCCGCGCCAGGGCAGCAUCCUCUACUCAAUGCUCACCAGCGCCCAGCAGACCCGCGCGGUGGUGGAGGCACCCAGAGCGCGUUUCGGAGCUCCGUGCUGGGGCUGUGCCUGCGGCAACGCUGAGCCCCUGAUGGUCGGUGAGGGGCCGCCCAGCAACCGGGCGCCAUCGCUCCUGUACCGCUGCUGCUUCUGCGGAGAAGAGCACCCGAGGCAGGGCAGCAUCCUAUACAGCUUGCUCACCAAUGCCAGCCAGAUGCACGUGGCUCCUGAAGCGCCCGAAGCACGUCGCGGAGCCGCGUGGCGGCAGCUGUCCUACUGUGCGCAGAGGUUGAGUAGCCCCGAGGGGCUGCAGGGCGCACAGGCCACGGCAUUCCUGUACCGCAGCUACGUGAGCGGUGAAGAGCAGCAGCCGCAGCAGGACAGUGUAGUCUCCAGCGUGUCGGUGAGCUCAGAUCAACCGCGCGCGGUUGCAGAAGCGCAGCCGAGGGCCCUCUGGUGGGAUACCUCGAAUGGUGCGCAGCGGCCAGUAGCCCUCAAGAAUCCACAGGUGGUGUGCGAGGCAGCAUCGGCUGGCCUGCUGAAGACGCUGCGCUUCGUGAAGUACCUGCCCUGCUUCCAGAUCCUGCCCCUGGAUCAACAGCUGGUGCUGGUGAGAAGCUGUUGGGCGCCCCUGCUCAUGCUUGAGCUCGCCCAAGAUCACCUACAUUUUGAGAUGGUGGAGAUCACAGAUCCCAGCGUGCUGCAGAAGAUGCUCACCAACAGGCCACAGGACAACGAAAGCCAGGAGGGAGCAGGUGCCCUGGCCACACAGCAGCCAGAUAUGGAAUCGCCCCCCGCGGAGGAUGGGCAAUUGCCUUGGGCCGCCGCCAUCCAAGCCAUCAAGACCUUCUUUUUCAAGUGCUGGAGUCUGAAUAUUGAUACCAAGGAGUACGCCUAUCUCAAGGGGACCGUGCUCUUUAACCCAGACCUGCCAGGCCUGCAAUGCGUGAGAUACAUUGAGAGCCUUCAGUGGAGAACUCAGCAGAUCCUCAAUGAGCACAUCACCAUGAUGCAGAGAGAAUACCAGACCAGAUCCUCCGAAUUGAAUAGCGCCCUUUUCCUGCUGAGAUUCAUCAAUACCGAUGUCAUCACUGAACUCUUCUUCAGGCCCAUCAUUGGCACAGUCAGCAUGGAUGAUAUGAUGCUGGAAAUGCUCUGUUCCAAGUUGUAA
This is a messenger RNA of Nannospalax galili (Upper Galilee mountains blind mole rat), 1428 nucleotides long. It is a transcript of the gene Nr0b1, whose product is annotated as nuclear receptor subfamily 0 group B member 1. The record is from RefSeq and is a predicted model, not a curated record. Bases 1 to 1428 code for a protein of 475 amino acids. Lineage: Eukaryota; Metazoa; Chordata; Mammalia; Rodentia; Spalacidae. Gene Ontology annotation, molecular function: transcription factor binding; transcription corepressor activity. The transcript has 2 exons. Gene Ontology annotation, biological process: negative regulation of transcription by RNA polymerase II. Gene Ontology annotation, cellular component: cytoplasm; nucleus.